Messenger RNA from Schistosoma margrebowiei, 1040 nucleotides. Lineage: Eukaryota; Metazoa; Platyhelminthes; Trematoda; Strigeidida; Schistosomatidae. The record is from the annotation of a GenBank genome assembly.
AUUAGCCUUCAAGGUCUUAUAUAACCGCCCUGAAAGAAAUCGUGAAAUUAAUUUCAAUGAUGAGUUUUUCAUCCAGGUUGUGUUGUUUGCGAAACCUUACUGGUUUCAGUGAAGUUUUUGUACCAGUAUCCAAAGUCUCAGUAGGACUUUUACGACCAUCGUCAGUCGUACGUACAACUAAAGCAGCUAAAGGUAGUACGAGUGAAAACGUUCGUAGGCAAGCUGAAAAGGAAAUGCAGUCGUUUUGGGACAGAAAUGCUACUGAAAGGCGGCCCUGGUCUCCCCACCUUCAGGUUUACUCGGCACCUUUGGUAAUGAGAUUCUCUUUUCUACAUCGAGCGACGGGAAUUGCGAUGGCUAUAGUGUGGUCAUCUGUAGGAAUUGGUGCUUUCUUUUUCACUGGACAUUAUGACUCUAUACUUGAUUAUGUAAAAAACAUGCAUUUGGGUUCUUCCGUCAUAGCCGCAUGCAAGUUUAUUCUAUGUUACCCGUUGGUUUACCACUAUUUGAACGGGAUUAGACAUUUGGCUUGGGACUACGCUAUUGGUUUUCCUAUCAAAACAUGUAAUACAACAGGAUUUAUCGCUCUAGGAUCAUCUUUAGUUAUUUCUGCUAUCUUAGCUUGCAUCCGAUUAUGACAUUGUCCUGUACGGUGUUCGGGUUCAUCCUGUUAUUUUCUCUGCUUCCUAUUGAUUAUAUGUUGCCGAAACAUAAUUUAUCGUUCGUAAAUAUUAAUUUUAGUACUUAUAUUUGUAUUUUUUUCUACAAAUACAUUAACAGUUGCGUUACUUCAUGACGAAAGAUGUCUUCAUUCACUCUAGCAUUUACACUACUUGGUUUCGGUGUGUCCGAUUAUUGUAACAAAUAGUUGAUGUUGUAUGACAUGGCUCAGGAUUGGUCUCAAUGGCUCAGAUACAUUUACAUUAUCUUAUGCUUUUUAUCCAUCGAAUUCUUUCCUUUUCAAGUGAUAUUCUUUAUCUUUUCAAAUAAAUUGAGCAUCAUGUAAAAUGUUAGUCGUAAAAUAAUCAUGUAUUCGUGAC